ACUGAGCAGAGGUGGGGACAGAGAAACGCUCAGAUCCAACAUACAGCUGAACAGCAAACAGUCUUUAAAAAAACCUGGAGCUUUCCUUAAUCCUCAGCCUCAUCUUUUAAAGAGGAAACUUUACAGGACCUUCAUAAAUAUAAGAAACAUGACAGAGCAUGUGCUCAGCAGGGAUCGGACGGUCUGAUAUCGGCAGACUGUGAACUGGCACAGUGUGAGACAGAGGUCAGCACUUUACUGCAGAUUAUCUCUGACCUCAACAGGAAGAUGGACUCAUUAAUACCACGAGAAACCAAAGCAUGUGAAGCUCCGGUGCAGGUCAGUGGGUGCGUUAUACAGCAGAGUCUGACGUCUCCAGCAUGCAGCCUCACAGUGGUGGACACUGGCACAACAUCUGUGGACCAUGAGACCAGGAAAAACUCCAAGAGCUCAGAAGGGGGCAGCAGUGAUCCUUGGGCAGAACUGCAGCAAAUUCUUGUUGCUCUGGAGACGUCUAGUGGCCAGGGGAGGAAGAUGCUCAAUCUUCAGUCUCAGGAUGCCGAGAGAGUCCAGGCCAAUCAUCUGUCUGCAGCCCAAGAGACCUGGGUUCAUGCCACACAGGUGCUGGAGGAGAUGGAGAGUGAUCUGGGGAUCACAUACCCCUCUGCUCUGCCCCCUGAUGAGAGACGUCAGUAUCAGCGGGACACCCUCUCACUGUACAAACAGAACCAAGACCUCAGCGCCUCCUUGAAGAGCCGUCAGGAAGAACUUAAGGGGGCUGAAAUGACUUUGGUGGACCUUGAAGACGAGAAGAAGUGGCUACAGCAAAAGUUAGCGGAUCUUAAGAGGAAAUGGAUGUACCGAGUGAGUCAGUCUCCUCCUCUUAGUCCAUCACUAUCCUCCAGUCGAACCCCGAGCCCUUGCUUCUCCUCACCCCCAUAUCCUGGAUCUCCUCUGCUGCCCCGGAAGCUGUCUAGCUCCUCCCUGGACUCCCCUCCGUCCCCCCAAACUGUUGAUUCUGUGCUGCAGUCUGAGAUUGACAAACUGCAGAGGUGUUUGGAGCGUCUGAAAGCUCGAAAUGAGCGUCUGAACGCUGCUCUGUUCAGGAGGAAAGGAGAAUCAGAACAGCUGAGUAUGAGUCUCAGCCGUCACGAGGCCGACAGCUCCGCUCUACACAUGGCUUUAACCUACUGUGAGGAGUGUGAAGAGGCUUACAGUGACCUGUAUUCCUUGUACGAGGCCAAACUACAACCGAACGCAGAUGCAUUUAGACCUCAGUCUGACCCCUCAAUGUCAAGGGUGGAAAAAAUAGACAGAAGUAAGUUAUCCUCCAGUACACCAGAGGGCACCACUGAGCCAAGACCAGGCAGUUUGUCAGAUGAGGAGUUUGAAGAUAAGACAGGUGUAAUUCUGCAGAGGAUCUCCAGGCUGAAGCAGGACAAGGCGGCUGUGUGUAUCCCACAGCAGGGCGAAGUGGGUGAGGGCAAGAUCAGCCCUGACACUGGCACGCUUGCAGGGGUCAGAGGUCGCACCAAUUCGCUUUCCAAAAACACCAAACAGGAGAAAGCUGCUCUGAUGUAUGAACUGGUUACAGUCAGGGAUGAGAUGUCAGAGCUGCGUGGGAACCUCAGGCUUCUGGAUAAGGACAGGAGGUGUUUGGAGUUGGCGCUGAUGGUUCAGAGUGACCUGGACUCCGCUGAAGCUCUGAUUCUGGACAGUCUGAGAGAAGAGCUGUCAGAUAGGAGAGCCACCCAACAGAGAAUUGCUGAAAAUCGAGUAAAACUGGACAGUGGAGGUGGGAUACCAGGCCCACGCAAUCAAUCUCUCCUGAGAGAGCUACAAGCAGCCCUGCAGAGAGAGCAGGCGAUGAGGAAGAGGGUGACGGCUUUACGUGAAUCUCUGGACUCGACGCUUACAGACAGCACUACCCAGAGGAGAAUCAACCGAGAUGAGAUCGCACGCCUGACACUGCGAUUCAAUAAGAUCUUAAGCACCUACAGGAAUUCCCGUAAGAAACACCAGGAGCAGCUGUGGCGGCUGGAGAAGCAAAUCUUGUCCAUGAGUGAACGUUAUGCCACUCGAGAGGCCGGGCUGAGUGCCACACUAGAGGCUAUGGAGUGCAGGAAAGAAGAAACAGUGCUGUAGAUAACUCUCUACUGUUCAUAUACACUGUAACUUUCAAACUGAAAACAUUGGAUGAAUUAACCCAUAGACUUAUACUGAAGGAGAAACCUAUACUAUGUAUAAUUAUGUGCUGUAUCUUAUUUCAAAGGCCACAUCAUCUGAAUUUCGCAUUUGUCAGCCACAUACAUUAUCAAGGUGGUCUUAUUUCAGUUGUCUUAUAUUCAGAAAUGACAGUGAUUAUCAUUGAUGUGGGUAACGCAUUACAAGUAACGUGCAUUUUGUAAUAAUAUUACUUUUCUUAAGUAAAGAGUGAAGUUGCGCAUUACUUUAUAAAUGUAUACAUUAAAGGAGUGGUGAAUCAAAAACGCAAUUUUAGCUUGAUAAUUUGUUAUAUAAGAAGUCAUCAUACUUAAAUGAACAUCCUGCAAGUUUCAGAACUGAAAACGUCCGUGCUACUGAAAUAUAAUCGUUUUUGGCACCAAGCCAGCUAAACACUCCAGUGUGGAAUUUCGGAAAUCUAUGACGUCAAAGUAGAAUUGAAGCACCUCCCCAUAGCCAAAUACAAGGACCACUUUUGUAGCCCCGCCCACAGCUUCGCGUGACACACGUGUGUCUCAACAAUCAUUAAACAUGUCUUUAAAGAUUGCCAAAUGUAACCAAAAUGACUUUUUAAUACAUUUUUUCUGAUAGACUUUAAUUUACACGCGGUGAUCUGUUAUGAUAGAGAAACCAUGGUAACAAAGUCUUGGGUUGUGGAAGAACCGCGUGGGAAUAACACAGAAGGCUGAAUACUUUAAUUAGGAGGCUCGGAAAAUAACAUUAGGAAUGCGUGGAUAAAGGUUAUUUUUGAAGAGUUCCAGCUCGCGUGGGGAGUGUUUGAUUAACUUGUGUACUGUGCGGAUUCACUUGUAAAGAAGCAAGUCGAUGCUGGAUUUGCAAAGAGACUGUGAUUAAAAGCACCACUAAUGUUGGAUCUGACGAAAAUGACACAGCAGUAUACACAGUAUGUAAAACAUUUUACUUUAUUUAAGUUACUGCGUUUCACUAUUGCUUUGUUAGAAGAGAUCGCUUGAUAUGUCCUGUUGUAACAUCCGUGUCUAAACACGUAUGUUUGACUGUUUUAAUUUACUAAAAACAUUAAACGAUUAAUAAAGGUACAACCCUUAACAAUACGAUUGUAAUUCAACGGUAGAAAUAUGCAAAGGAAGGACUUAUCCUCCGCAAUUUAGAUUCUGAUGCCCGCUUACUGUGUUGUAUACAGUAAUUUAGGCAAGUUGCGUUUUAACGGUCAAACACUCAACAAAGCUUUUUUAUCAUAUAACUGUGGUAUGUAAUGUUACGUGUAUCUAAGAGCAACCUCACAAGCACAAUAGAAAUAUACAAAGUUAUUGAUAAGAGCUUAUCAGCUGCAGUUUAUAAUCUGAUGCGCGCUUACUGUGUUGUUUACGGUACUUUAGUCACGUUGAGUUUAAAGUUUUGUUUCUACUUUACUAUACGGAUUGUCAUUUAUGUGUAUCAUCUUUAGCACCCAGAAUCUUUUGUGGCUCAAACAUAUGUGGUCGGCUGUUAUUUUCACACAUUAAUGUUUUCAUAACAUUUCCCCACAUGUAAUGAUGGGGAAUGAAGCCGUCAAAUCAUAGCAGUGGGUGUUUACGUCCAGGUCUUCAAUGCGGCCCGCUCCUUCAAACAAAGCUUUUCUCCAGAGAUCCACCAAUCCAUGUUACAAAAUAGCCAAUUACUUACCUAUUACCUUGUUUUUGAUGUUUUUGAAUGUAAAAACCACGCGAACAUCAUAAGUAGACCUCAGACAACAGUAUAAAACAAUAAAAUCGACAAAUUCACCGCCCCUUUAAUAUGAGAGUUACUUUUUUGAAAAAGUAAUGCAAGUUACUUUUCAGUUUAAUCAAUUAGAUUUAAAAAAUAAUAAUUUACUGAAUUAAACUCAACGUAGUCACGUAGAAUUACGCAGUCUAUUGGCGCUUUUCCAUUGCAUAGUACCCCACGGUUUAGUUUAGUUUGGGUCGGGUCAGCUUACUUUUAGGAGCUUUUCCAUUGGGUGCAGUACGUAGUACCCGAUACUUUUUUUCGUACCACCUCGGUUGGGGUUCCAAGCGACCCGAGCUGAUACCAAACGUGACGCGAAAACACUGUAGAUCACUGAUUGGUCUGAGAGAAUCGUCACGUCAUCGCUAUAAUGUAAAUAUUAGCUUUAGCUUACUGCUAGCUUGCGCUGUCUCAAGCAAACAUGUUGUUAUCUAUGUUCUGCUAUAAGUUUCCAAACACCCUUUUAGCGAUGAAAAACAUCCGCAGGUUGAGAAUCCGGGACACCAUAACAGUUUUUUCCAGACUUGCAGUGUGUGGCGGCACAUUCGCGACGUGCACGUCCGCAUUAUAUAUGCUUAAAUGCAACUUGAAUGAGGCUCAGCGGAGCGCCGUCGCCUGACGCCACGGGUUGGGUGUUUGAACAGAAACUGUCAUGUGAGACAGAGGUAGUGAUAAACGCGAUGUGCAAACAUCUAUCUGUGGUGGCCAAUUUUAAUUUUGUGGCAGACUGAGAAAUAAAUGAAUGGGAAUGUACAACAACGCUCUCACUUGUAUGAUGUCACAGCAGUAGGCAGCGUAAAUAUAACGACACGCCUAUAAUCCCUCCCACCCCGAAGUGAUACUAAACUCGAUGGAAAAGCUAACCAAGCCAAAGUGAGGUGAGCUGACCCGACCCAAACUAAACUAAACCGUGGGGUACUAUGCAAUGGAAAAGCGCCAUAAGUGUGCGCAGAACAUCUCAGUAACACCUACAAGGCCUGAAAGAGAUCAAGCCUUAGCCAAGUAAGAAAAAGUAAAAACGUAGAAAAACGCAAAAGUAACUUAAGUAUUACUUUCCAUGAAAAGACACUAAGUAAAGCAUUAGUAACUUUGUAAUGCAUUACUUUUUAAAGUAAAGAUCCCCAACUUAUGCUUUAAAUAAAUGCUUUUUUUAAAUUAGUAUUCGACGAAUGCUAACUUUGAAGGAUGGAGACUUGGGGGUGGGGCUAGAACCUAGGAACACCCUAACAACCAAACAAAACGUUUUAGUGAGAAAAUAUAAAAAAUGUUGUUUGUUGAUGUUUUGGUGUUGUUGAUGAAGCAGUUUUUUUUAAAUUGUAGUAAAAUUGCGUAAAUAAAGCAGGCAAAUGCGUUUGUUUAAAAGUGUCAUGUUGAAAGUAAAGGCUCAUUCACGCCUUUCUAAAACGCCUCAUUCAAACAUAUCUACGUCACUGUGUGGGAAAAUUUGCAUAACACCGCCCAAAUGUAUUCACAAAGAAAGAGGGCGCAACUUUUAUUCUCGCUGUAGAAUCAUUGCCACCGUUGCCAUGUUGUGGAGACGCUGUGCUUUGGGAGCUGAUAUUCCAAAUAUGGUAAGGGGCGUAACAUUUCCGUCACACGCUUGAGGUAUUUGGCCAUUCACAAUGCACUGUAUAGCUGGCCAAUCAGAGCACACCAUGCUUUUCAGAACAAUGAGCA
Paramisgurnus dabryanus is the source of this 5604-nucleotide messenger RNA. RefSeq names its product Usher syndrome 1C binding protein 1 (gene ushbp1). The record is from RefSeq and is a predicted model, not a curated record. NCBI's taxonomy places the organism in Eukaryota, Metazoa, Chordata, Actinopteri, Cypriniformes, Cobitidae.